This is a messenger RNA of Diatraea saccharalis (sugarcane borer), 949 nucleotides long. The record is from the annotation of a GenBank genome assembly. Lineage: Eukaryota; Metazoa; Arthropoda; Insecta; Lepidoptera; Crambidae.
GAUAUGAAGUAAAUAUCUUCGGUCAUUUAAAAUCCGGGAAUUCUAUGUGUAAUCUAACCUGAACUACUACAUUAUAAGUGCUUUGAAUAUAAUUGUAUAAAACACUGUCAAAAUGAACUUUUUAGUCAGAAACCGGAGUAGCUUGCUACUUCGUGGAUUUUCCACUUCAGCUAUUAGACAGUGUGCUGUUCCACCUAAAAAGGCAAGAAAACAAUACAUGCCUAUUACCUGGAAGUCAAUAGCAGUAACUGCUACGGUAGCCGGUGGCCUCACAGGCUUCAUGUUAUAUGUACGAAAAGAAAAACAGGAGGCACUCGAUAGAGAAAGAAAAAGACAGCUAGGAAAAGCAAAGAUAGGUGGUGAAUUCGAAUUGGUGGAUUCCCAGGGCAAAACAGUGAAGAGCACAGACUUUUUAGGAAAGUGGCUUUUGAUUUACUUUGGCUUCACACACUGCCCUGAUAUUUGUCCAGAUGAACUUGAGAAACUGGCUGAAGUUGUGAAUUUACAUGAAAGUAAUCCUUCAUCACCACCACUGCAACCCUUGUUUAUUUCUGUAGAUCCUCAAAGAGAUACACCUGAGAUUGUUGGAAAGUAUUGUAAAGAAUUCUCACCACGGUUACUGGGUCUAACAGGAACUAAGGAACAAGUGCAGAAGGCUUGCAAAUCCUACAGAGUCUAUUUUAGUGCAGGCCCAGAAGAUGUUGAUAAUGACUAUAUUGUGGACCAUACAAUAAUAAUUUAUUUAGUAAAUCCAGAUGGCGAAUUUGUUGAUUAUUAUGGUCAAAAUAGAAAUGCUCAAGAGAUUCACAAUUCCAUGCUUGUCAACAUACAAAAAUAUGCUGCUGCAAAGAAUAGUUCAUGGUUUUAGAAUUAGGUGCAUUUAUUUAAGUUUAGUUAUAGCUUCAAAGUAUUUUCUGUUACAUAAUAUAAAAUAAACAUCGUUGCUUUU